Wallemia mellicola CBS 633.66 is the source of this 2007-nucleotide messenger RNA. Its product is annotated as succinate dehydrogenase. Bases 23 to 1951 code for a protein of 642 amino acids. Lineage: Eukaryota; Fungi; Basidiomycota; Wallemiomycetes; Wallemiales; Wallemiaceae. The record is from RefSeq and is a predicted model, not a curated record. Gene Ontology annotation, biological process: tricarboxylic acid cycle; mitochondrial electron transport, succinate to ubiquinone. The transcript is spliced from 7 exons. Gene Ontology annotation, molecular function: succinate dehydrogenase (quinone) activity; electron transfer activity; flavin adenine dinucleotide binding.
UCCUUACAUCGAGGGCUACAAAAUGCUCAGACUAAGAAAUAUCCGCGGCUCAGCGCUCGCGGGACAGCGUGCAUUCUCAACUUCAAAGUCGCUCAGCAGAGUUGUAGCUAACGAGCCAUUGAAAGCUAAGCAAGCAGAGAACAACGCUUUUGCUUCUUCAAACUACCCAGUUAUUGACCACGAAUACGACGCAUUAGUAGUCGGUGCCGGCGGUUCCGGUCUUCGUGCUGCAUUUGGUCUCGCAGAAGCGGGAUUCAAGACAGCUUGUAUUACUAAGCUCUUCCCUACGCGUUCCCACACCGUCGCUGCACAAGGUGGUAUUAACGCUGCACUUGGAAACAUGACACAAGACGACUGGAGAUGGCACAUGUACGAUACCGUCAAAGGUUCAGAUUGGCUCGGUGACCAAGAUGCUAUCCACUAUAUGUGUCGUGAAGCACCACGUACCGUCGUUGAGCUCGAACAUUUCGGUGUUCCUUUCUCACGUACCGCUGAUGGAAAGAUCUACCAGCGUGCCUUCGGUGGUCAAUCCCUCGAAUACGGUAAGGGUGGUCAAGCAUACAGAUGUGCAGCAGCUGCAGACCGUACUGGACACGCUCUUUUACACACACUCUAUGGUCAAUCCCUUAGACAUAACACCAACUUCUUCAUCGAAUACUUUGCAUUGGAUUUGAUCAUGGAAGAUGGCGAAUGUGUCGGUGUUAUGGCACUCAACAUGGAAGACGGUACUCUCCACAGAUUCCGUUCACACAAGACUGUUCUUGCUACUGGUGGAUACGGUCGCUCUUACUUCUCAUGUACCUCCGCUCACACUUGUACCGGUGAUGGUAACGCAAUGGUCUCAAGAGCAGGUUUACCACUUCAAGAUUUAGAGUUCGUUCAAUUCCACCCAACUGGUAUCUACGGUGCUGGUUGUCUUAUCACUGAAGGUUCCCGUGGUGAAGGUGGUUACCUCCUUAACUCUGAAGGUGAACGUUUCAUGGAACGUUACGCACCAACUGCUAAGGAUUUGGCUUCACGUGACGUCGUUUCACGUUCGAUGACUCUCGAAAUCCGUGAAGGUCGUGGUGUCGGUCCAGAGAAAGAUCACAUUUACUUGCAAUUGUCACACUUACCACCUGAAGUCCUUCACGAAAGACUUCCAGGUAUCUCUGAAACUGCUGCCAUUUUCUCCGGUGUCGACGUAACAAAGGAGCCAAUUCCAGUAUUGCCAACUGUUCACUACAACAUGGGUGGUAUUCCAACCAAGUGGACAGGUGAGGUUUUAACAAUUGACGACCAAGGUAAUGACAAGGUUGUACCUGGUUUGUAUGCAGCAGGUGAAGCAGCAUGUGUAUCCGUACACGGUGCUAACAGAUUGGGUGCCAACUCACUCCUUGACAUUGUUGUCUUUGGUAGAGCAUGUGCCAACCACAUUAGAGAUACAUGGGAAGCCGGUAAACCACACAAGAAGAUCUCCGAAAACGCAGGUUUAUUCUCGAUAGAAAAUCUCGAUAAGGUUAGAAACGCAACCGGACCAAAGCCAACAUCAGACAUUAGAUUAGAUAUGCAAAAGGUUAUGCAAUCUGAUGCAGCAGUUUUCAGAACUGAAGAGAGUUUGCAAGAGGGUGUAGAGAAGAUGAGAAAGGUUUACGAUUCAUACGCACAAUUGGGUAUAACCGACAGAUCAAUGAUUUGGAACACUGACCUUGUUGAAUCGUUAGAAUUGACGAACUUGUUGCAAUGUGCUAUGCAGACUAUUGUCGCAGCAGCCAACCGUAAAGAAUCACGUGGUGCACACGCCAGAGAAGACUACAGCGAGCGUGAUGAUGAAAACUGGAUGAAGCACACAUUGACAUUCCAGAAGGACGUUGAGAGCAACCACGUCGAUCUCACCUACCGCGCCGUUGAAGGUAACACACUCGACGAGAGUGAAUGUAAAGCAGUACCACCAUUUAAGCGUUCUUAUUAGAUGCUUUAAUGAAUUUCUAAUAUAUUUUUUAUUUUCUAAGAACAAAUGGAUAUAGC